Molecule: messenger RNA, 978 nt
Organism: Cyphellophora attinorum
Lineage: Eukaryota; Fungi; Ascomycota; Eurotiomycetes; Chaetothyriales; Cyphellophoraceae
Product: 2,3-dihydroxybenzoate decarboxylase
Exons: 1
Coding region: 1-978 (325 amino acids)
Biological process (GO): secondary metabolic process
Cellular component (GO): cytoplasm; cytosol
Molecular function (GO): hydrolase activity; carboxy-lyase activity
Source: RefSeq, a predicted model, not a curated record
AUGCCUCCACCCUUGAUUGCUCUCGAAGAGCAUUUCCUGGCGACCGCUAUCGCCGAAGAUGGCUUGGACAAGUACUCCGAACAGCUUAAGCACGUUCCCGGCAUGAUGGACAAGCUCCUCGACCUCUCUGAUCUACGUAUCUCCCAAAUGGACGAAGGCAAUGUAGCGAUCCAGGUCAUCUCACACUGCGCAGGAGCCAAGACCGUUGCUCAAUGCAUCAAAGCAAACAAUCAACUAGCCACUGCCAUCAUGCAGCAUCCCGAUCGGUUUGCCGGAUUCGCCACUCUUGACGUUGAGAACCCACGAGCUGCCGCGGAGGAACUUCGCAGAUGUAUUACCGACUUGCAAUUCACCGGAGCUCUUAUCGACAAUCACACGCCAGAUGCGACAUAUCUUGACGGACCGGAAUACGACGUUUUGUGGUCAACGGGGCAAGAGCUCGAUGUCCCAAUCUACAUCCAUCCCACUUGGGCCAGCGAUGUGGCUCUGCAGGCUCACUACACCGGGCCAAGCAUUUCGACGGCGGCUAGCAUCAGCAUUGCUCACUCCGCCUUCGGCUGGCAUUCUGAUACAGCUACAUCCUUCCUCCGCCUCUUCGCAGCUGGAGUAUUCGAGCGCUUUCCCAGACUGAAGAUCAUUCUUGGUCAUUUCGGGGAGAUGAUCCCGUUCAUGCUCGAGCGGAUCUGCAAUCUCAGCAGGCGGUGGAGCGUCGGGUUCACGCGGAACUUUGAGACAGUGUGGAGGGAGAACGUCUGGGUGACUACAGCUGGAGUGUGGGGAGUGGCACCCAUGGCGACCCUGCUGAGGAACACUAGUGUGGACAGGAUCAUGUUCAGUGUGGACUAUCCGUUUGCUUCAAGUGCAGAUGGGCUCAAGUGGUGGACGGAGCUCGAACAGAGUGGGCUCCUGGAUGAGGAGGGUCUGAGGAAGAUUGCGUUUGGCAAUGCAGAACGAUUGCUGGGCUUGAAGGCGCGCUGA